GAAUAUAUCAGCACGUGAAUCCGCAAUAAUUUCUCAUGCAACUGUGGGUCCUUUGGCCAGCCCUUCCUCUUUUGUUCUCAUCCAAGAUUCUCUCUCUCUCUCUCUCUCUCUCUGUGUGUUUUGUUGCGUCUCUUCCUCAUCGUUUUUUCUUGUUUAUCUACUGCUUGUUCUUUGGCUCUUGGAUAACCCGUUAGUUUUCUCUUUCUUUGUUCAUAAACAAUGGCGAAACAAAUGGGAGUUUUGCCAUUGAUGUUUUCCCUCGCCUUUAUGCUGCCGGGUGUUGCUGCUCAUGCACUUAACUUGUUGGAAGAGAAGAAGCUGCUCAACCUGCAAAAUGUUGAGUGGAACCCGCAGAGAAAUGCUCUUAAUUGUCUCUCUCACAACUCAAGGAUGAAAAAAGGUGCUACUAUACUAGAGAUGAUGAACCGUGAUUACUGCUAUGGAAAGAUGGUAGACUCGAAUAAAAAGCUACAGAAGGACCUAAAGCUGGACGAGCUCCAGGUCCAAUCACUUCAAUCUCAUAUCAGAAAGGCGGUUUCUGGCAAUAUAGAAGAUGAUUCGAAUACUCAAAUUCCAUUAACUUCUGGUAUAAAGCUACAAACUCUAAACUACAUUGUGACAAUGGAGUUAGGAGGUCGAAAUAUGACGGUGAUUGUCGAUACAGGGAGUGACUUGACUUGGAUUCAAUGUCGUCCCUGCAGAUCAUGUUACAAUCAAAAAGAACCUCUCUAUAACCCUUCCACGUCCUCUUCAUACCAAAUGGUUCUAUGCAAUUCAUCAACCUGCCAAUCCCUCCUGUUUGCUACCGGGUAUUCAGGAGCGUGUAGUAGUGACCCGACAAUGGCCUGUAACUAUGUUGUCAGUUAUGGUGAUGGAUCCUACACUCAAGGUGAAUUAGGACAGGAACGACUUCGUCUGGGUGGUAUUCCAGUAGAGCAUUUUGUAUUCGGCUGUGGCCGGAACAAUAAAGGUCUGUUUGGUGGAGUUUCAGGCCUCAUGGGUCUUGGAAGGAGUUCUAUCUCUCUGGUUUCUCAGUCUUCUUCAGUUUUUGGGGGAGUUUUCUCUUACUGUUUACCUUCAACACAGAAUGGGGCUUCAGGUUCACUAGUUUUGGGAGAAAAUUUUUCGGUCUACAAGAAUUUAACUCCAAUUUAUUACACUAGGAUGAUUCCUAAUCCACAGCUCUCCAACUUCUAUUUCCUCAAUCUCACUGGUAUCAGUGUUGGUGGGAUAAAUUUACGAGCUCCAAGUUUAGGAAAAGGAAGGAUUCUGAUUGAUUCUGGAACAGUUAUUACCAGACUGAUUCCAUCAAUCUAUAAAGCACUGAAGGCAGAGUUUCUGAAGCAGUUUUCUGGCUUUCCCUCAGCUCCGGGAUUUUCGAUUCUAGAUACUUGCUUUAACCUCAGUGCAUAUCAGGAAGUGAAUAUUCCGACGAUAAGAAUGUACUUCGAGGGAGCAGCUGAACUGGAUGUGGAUGUGACAGGAAUAUUUUACUUCGUAAAGAUUGAUGCAUCCCAAGUCUGUUUGGCUCUGGCCAGUCUCUCAUAUGAAGAUGAGAUCGGCAUAAUUGCUAACUAUCAGCAGAAGAACCAAAGGAUCAUAUAUGACACCAAGCAGUCUAAGUUGGGAAUUGCAAGCGAAGCUUGCAGUUUCCCCUAAAUAAAGCUAAAUAGUUGAAAGUAGGGUGGUUGUGAAUAUACUCCUCCAACCAAAAGCCGAGAUAUCUCUUGGCUUAAAAUUGUUUCAGCAGGAGUCUUUCAAUUGACAUAAUCUAUAUAAUGUCUAAUAUAUUAACUUAUUUUAGCAAAAAAAUGUCUAAUAUAUUAUCCAUUUUGCGAAGCUAA
Molecule: messenger RNA, 1844 nt
Organism: Carica papaya (papaya)
Lineage: Eukaryota; Viridiplantae; Streptophyta; Magnoliopsida; Brassicales; Caricaceae
Product: Eukaryotic aspartyl protease family protein
Biological process (GO): proteolysis
Molecular function (GO): aspartic-type endopeptidase activity
Source: RefSeq, a predicted model, not a curated record